GUUUGACGACCUGACGGCGGGGACGGCGGGGGUGGUGACGAUGGGGAGUCAGGUUCACAACUUUGAGGAGUAUGUUGGGAGGCUGAGGGAGGGUGUAGGAAGAGAGAAGGCUGAUGGGGUAGUUAAGAGUGCGGUGUUUGUUAUUGGCGCGGGGUCUAAUGAUUUGAUAAUGAACUAUUAUUUGACUCCUCUGAGGAGGGUGAGUUUUAGUGUGGAUGAGUAUCAUGGGUUUUUACUGCAGAAGAUGGAGAGCUUUGUUCAGCGGCUGUACACGUUGGGUGCCCGUAAAUUCACGAUUUCUGGCCUCCCACCCCUGGGAUGCGUCCCAAUUCAGAUGACAAUAAACACCGUGACCGCUUUAAUGAAAACAGGCUCCUUUACAAGAUUGCUUGGUCCGCGAGUUUGCAUUGAUCAGCAGAAUGCAGAUUCGGUUUCAUACAACUCAAGGCUGCAAGCCUUGAUCAACAGAAUGGAGUCUUCGCUCGAAGGCACCAGAUUCGCUUAUGUGGAUAUAUACAAUCCAGUGAUGCACAUGAUCAAGAAUCCGGGGGCAUAUGGGUUUACGCAUACUAGUAUUGGCUGCUGUGGAAGUGGGAUGAUAGAGAUGGGACCAGCGUGCAAUGGCGGCUCAUGCGCUGACACCUCAAAAUACUUGUUCUGGGACUCAGUUCAUCCCUCUCAAGCCACCUACCGAGCUCUCUCUGACCAGCUCAUGCAAAGUCUCCUCUCACAGCUUACUAACUAAUGAUUACAUUGAUCAUGUAUUAAUAUUUAGGUUUUGUAAGUUCUAUUUAUUUGAAUAAAACAUGUUGGUUAUUUUUAUUUUUAUAAAUUUUUUGAUAUCAACUGAAAUUAUUAUGGUU
Molecule: messenger RNA, 863 nt
Organism: Asparagus officinalis (garden asparagus)
Lineage: Eukaryota; Viridiplantae; Streptophyta; Magnoliopsida; Asparagales; Asparagaceae
Product: GDSL esterase/lipase At2g40250-like
Exons: 3
Coding region: 41-745 (234 amino acids)
Molecular function (GO): hydrolase activity, acting on ester bonds
Source: RefSeq, a predicted model, not a curated record